Messenger RNA from Gadus macrocephalus (Pacific cod), 795 nucleotides. RefSeq lists its product as uncharacterized. The record is from RefSeq and is a predicted model, not a curated record. The transcript has 2 exons. NCBI's taxonomy places the organism in Eukaryota, Metazoa, Chordata, Actinopteri, Gadiformes, Gadidae. The coding region runs from base 124 to 537 and encodes 137 amino acids.
GUAUUUACUGAACAAAAUCCCUUUACGUCAGAAGAGAACAACUAGCUCCGCUAACGUCAGUGCUUGGGGCUUUUUGUGUUGCUCGACAGCAAACCCAAGGCCUUGGAGCGCGACGUCACAGAGAUGGACCCUGCACUCCGGUUAAUGCUGCAGGAGAAGGAGAGGGCUGUGAGGACGCUGCAGGAGACUGUGGAGGUCGUCAGGCGGGUCCUGCAGGAGGAGGAGAUACGGGGGGAGCUGUGGUCGGAGCGCUCAACACCUCCAGACGAGCUGAGUCCUCUGUCAGCUCCGUCUGUGUCCCGGGAUCCGGCCGGAGACCCCGGCCCCCCCCCCCCCCCCGGGUCUACACGGGCCUCAGAGGGGUCCUCCGGCCCCCCCACAGCCUCCACAUGGGGAGGGUGUUGCCCUGUGGUGGUCCUCCACCUCUUGGAGGGGCUUGGGCCUUCCUCGGGAUCCUCUCUGCUCCUCUGCCCCCUCACUAGCCCUCCGCACACGGAGCACACUAGCUCCCUCAGAGCAGGACUUUCACUUCCCUAAACAUGUUAUCUGUGAUAGGGCUCCUCAGUGUUUCUAUAUACCGCCCCUCCCUCUGAACGUCCGCGGGGCGUCCGGGGGCUACUGGUUGAGGAGGUGGACCGGUAACCGGAGGGUGUCCGGGUCGAGUCCCGACCGGUAGGUGAGCUAUGUGGACGGGGGGAGUCGUUGUGCAGCACUCUCCUCCGUCCUCGUCCACAGAGGAGGUUCCCUUGAGCAAGGCACCUGAAGCCCCCGGGCUGCACUGCGGCCGCCCACUGC